GACUUUACACUGAUGUGGCUGUAGAAAACAUACAGACCUCCGCGUUUAUCCAACUGAUCCGACAUCUAUAGAGGAAGAGUUAUUGAAAACGUGUAUAACAUAUGGAGGAUUGUUUAGUGAAGUAACGGAUCUACCAGGAUCAGGAUCCUCCUCAGUCUACUCUACCCCUGAACACUUGGACACUCCUUAAAUCUUGUUCGCUGAAUGUGGACCGAGUUCAGCAGGAUCCCAGCACACAUUCCCUGGUGGUUUGGAAAUGGCAACUGCUCUCAGUGGCCGAAACCCUGGAGGACGAGGACCGAACCGAAGUAAGGGUCGGAUUUUAGGCAUCAUCGAUGCCAUCCAAGAUGCAGUGGGGCCACCAAAACAAGCGGCUGCAGAUCGGCGGACUGUGGAGAAAGCCUGGAAACUCAUGGAUAAAGUUGUUCGCCUCUGCCAAAAUCCCAGACUGCAGCUGAAAAACAGUCCACCAUACAUCCUGGAUAUCUUACCUGAUACUUACCAGCACCUGCGGCUCACACUGGGCAAAUACGAAGAGAACCAGAGAGUCACACAGCUCAGUGACAACGAGUACUUUAAAAUCUACAUCGACAGCCUUGUGAGGAAAUCCAAACGGGCCAUCCGGCUCUUCAAAGAGGGAAAAGAGAGGAUGUAUGAGGAGCAGUCACAGGACAGGAGGAACCUGACCAAGCUGUCUCUGAUCUUCAGCCACAUGCUGGCUGAAAUCAAAGCUAUCUUUCCUGCAGGACAGUUCCACGGGGACACUUUCAGGAUCACCAAAGCUGAUGCAGCUGACUUCUGGAGGACAUUUUUCGGAGAAAAGACAAUAGUGCCAUGGAAAGUCUUCCGGCAGUGCCUUCAUGAAGUGCAUCCCAUCAGCUCGGGCCUGGAGGCCAUGGCCCUCAAAUCCACCAUCGACCUCACCUGCAACGACUACAUUUCUGUGUUUGAGUUUGACAUUUUUACACGACUCUUUCAGCCAUGGGGUUCAAUUCUGAGGAACUGGAAUUUCCUGGCAGUGACACAUCCUGGCUACAUGGCCUUUCUUACCUAUGACGAGGUUAAGGCCAGACUGCACAAGUACACCAACAAGCCUGGCAGUUACAUCUUCAGACUGAGUUGUACACGUCUGGGUCAGUGGGCCAUUGGCUAUGUGACCAAUGAUGGCAACAUACUGCAGACCAUCCCCAACAACAAACCCCUGUUCCAGGCCCUCAUUGAUGGCUACAGGGAGGGCUUCUACUUGUAUCCUGAUGGUCGCAGUUAUAAUCCUGACCUCACUGGUUUAUGUGAGCCAGCGCCUCAUGAUCACAUCAAAGUGACACAAGAGCAGUAUGAGCUGUACUGUGAAAUGGGGUCAACUUUCCAGCUUUGUAAGAUCUGUGCUGAGAACGACAAAGACGUCAAGAUCGAACCCUGCAGUCACCUGAUGUGUACUUCCUGUCUUACGGCCUGGCAGGAAUCAGAUGGUCAGGGCUGUCCAUUCUGUCGUUGUGAGAUCAAAGGCACAGAGCCCAUAAUUGUUGAUCCCUUUGACCCACGAAAUCAGGGAACCAAGUGCUUUUUCCUGGACCAGCACAGCUGCCCCAUGCUGGAGCUGGAUGAUGAGGAGGACAGAGAGGACUUCCUGGUCAUGAGUGGACUGGCCAAUAUCAGGAAGCACUGUGCAGAACGCCAGAACUCGCCCAUGGUGUCUCCAAACUCUUCACCUGUCAGCCAACACAGGAAAGUCCAUGGAGGAGACCUUAGCCACUGCGUCCAGCACCUUGGCCUUCCCCCCGUCCCGCCACGCCUGGACCUCAUCCAGAAGGGUGCCACCCGUUCCCCAUCUGCCAGUCCCACCUGUUCCCCGAAGUCUUCACCAGGCAUGUCUAGAAAGCAGGAUAAGCCUCUACCAGCCCCACCUCCUCCCCAGAGGGACCCUCCUCCACUGCCUCCCCCAGAGCGUCCUCCUCCCAUCGCCCCAGAGUCGCGCCACUCUUGGCUCCCAAGUUCCUCUCCAUUGUCCUCUUUCAUCUCGUCUUCUACUGGCACACUAUCAGACUUGCAGAUGCCCCCUGAGACACGGUGUCCCAAAGACAGCCACUUUGCAGAAGCCCACAGGACUGGAUCUAAUCACCCACUCCAGCUGGAACCCACUGGCCCCUCUCAUCUGAACGGAAGACCACUCAGUUGUCCGUCUGCUGGAUUUGGGAGGUUUCAUCAUAGAGUGGAGAUGGGAGGAACGUCAGACAACUCCAAGCCCUUCUCUAAUGGUCUUCAAGGCAAUGAUGCGUAUGACAUCCUUCCCUCACGCCACUCGCCAACACAACUGACGCUUACCAGUAGGCCUUCCAACCCUUUCAGCAGCCCUGUGGUAGAACGACAGCAGGGACUGGAGGACAACUAUCAGAUCCCGUCAUCCAGCCUCUGCUUGAGCCAGGCUCCCAUCUGCAUCUCAGUCCCCAGCAGGCACUUUGAGAACAGCUCUCCAGAGCCCUCCAUCGAGGAGCAGAAGCCGCAGCCCCCUGAGCCUAGUGGACAAUCUGAGUCAGUGAGGGGGUCAGUGUCACGGAUGGCACAUACUGCCCCCUGCCCCUUCAACACCAACAGUGUACGCUCCGACUAUGACAUUCUGCUGCCCCCACAAGCAUUAGAAGACCCCUUCAACAGGUCUCAGCCUCCUCCUCCACCAAUGCGACACAGUUUCAUCGACCUCUCCUCCACCUCCUACACCACCACGUCCUCUUCCUCUGUCGUUGCACAAUCACACAGGCCCUCCUCUGGCCACGAGCAUUUGCUGUUAACCCCGGGUCUAGACACAGUGUUUGACAUGCUGAACAGUGGUGCCCCUCUGCCUCCAGUCAGACGACCCACAGAACUUGUUAAAGGCUCCAGAAGCUGCCUGGAGUACGACCAUUUACCAGCAAGACAAGUAUCAAAAGACUGCUUACAGGCUCCUGCCCGGCCACCCAAGCCACUGCCCAGGAAGCUCCCUACAGAUAUUCAGCCGGACCCACCCCAUAGCUUGGCAACAGAGAACAUGGAUGCCAAAAUCGCCAAGCUGAUGGGAGAGGGUUACUCCUUCGAGGAUGUGAAACGGGCAUUAAUGAUUGCCCAGUACAAAGUGGACGUGGCCCGAAACAUUCUGCAAGAGUUUGCUUUAGUUGCCCCCAGACUGAACCUCUAGUCCUAAACAGUGGAUGGGAGAAUGGACUGACUGAAAAGGGCUUCUUCAUUCUGUUUGGCCUGGGACUGUUGGAACCACAAAAAUCAACAGAAAUAAAGAAAUACUUGCCUUUUGUUGCUGAACAGAGAUGAUGAUACACAACAAAGUGGCUUAAACUAUGUCACAGUAACCACAGAGAAUCAAAAAGAGAUAAAAGGCCAUCUGUGAAUAAUUUCAAUCUGUGGAAAACCAGAACCUGCUUGGUGUUUACAGUGAUCCCUGGUGGUGCUGGCCUCUGGUUCUUAAAUGUUUGUCUCCAGGCCUGGACAAUAUGCCUGUUUAAAGCCCUCCUCCUGCUACUGCUGCUGCUGAUACUUCACCUCCUGCUACCUUUCACAUUUACAUUGGAAGGCCAAGCCAAUUUGAACUGGUCAUUUUGAUUUACAACCGUUAGGGGGAGCCAGAAUCCACCAUGUCCAACUCUUAACAUUGUUUGUGACUUUCUUCUCUUCAUGUCUUCUGUUUCAGACACUCUACACUCUUUCAUAGUAUGUUGCCUAUUAGAGAAUACCUCAGUUUUCCCAGGGGCAGACUGACUUUUAG
Centropristis striata (black sea bass) is the source of this 3751-nucleotide messenger RNA. It is a transcript of the gene cblb, whose product is annotated as Cbl proto-oncogene B, E3 ubiquitin protein ligase. Gene Ontology annotation, biological process: negative regulation of epidermal growth factor-activated receptor activity; cell surface receptor signaling pathway. The transcript has 19 exons. The record is from RefSeq and is a predicted model, not a curated record. Gene Ontology annotation, molecular function: calcium ion binding; phosphotyrosine residue binding; SH3 domain binding. The coding region runs from base 257 to 3169 and encodes 970 amino acids. Gene Ontology annotation, cellular component: membrane raft; plasma membrane. Lineage: Eukaryota; Metazoa; Chordata; Actinopteri; Perciformes; Serranidae.